Petromyzon marinus (sea lamprey) is the source of this 1943-nucleotide messenger RNA. It is a transcript of the gene MUSTN1, whose product is annotated as musculoskeletal, embryonic nuclear protein 1. NCBI's taxonomy places the organism in Eukaryota, Metazoa, Chordata, Hyperoartia, Petromyzontiformes, Petromyzontidae. The record is from RefSeq and is a predicted model, not a curated record. Gene Ontology annotation, cellular component: nucleus. Gene Ontology annotation, biological process: tissue regeneration; chondrocyte proliferation; chondrocyte differentiation.
GGAGGGUUAUGGUGAUAAUCAGUCCAUUUUCGUCGGUCUCAGUCAGCCGCUAAGUUUAGCCUCUCUCUGUAAACAAUAAAAAGCCAGUGGCUGGGGUCCCCUUACCUCGGCUACAUCUUGAGCGGAGACCCCAGCAGCAGCAGAGAGUUGAGAGAGAGCUGUCUCAUCCAGCAGUGUCCGCCGUCCUCGGUUGAAGAAGAGAAGAAGAGGAGAGAGGAACCAUGCAGCAGGAACCCUCGGUGGUGGUGAAGAAGAAGAAGAGACCCGUGGUGAAGGAGGAGGACCUCAAGGGGGCGAGGAAUCGCCUCGGAAAGAACGCGGAGCCUCGGCAGAUGACCUACCGAGUGAUGGCCGAGUGCGAGAAAGCUGGGAUGGCCGCACCGUCCGUGUUCAGCGGAGCUCGCACAGGCAAGGAGACGGUGUUCACACCGCCGCCGCCAUCCAGCAGCGACAGCCAGUAGGCCCUCGACCUGACAGCCAAUAGGCCCUUGACCUGACAGCCAGUAGACCCUCGACCUGACAGCCAGUAGGCCCUCCACCCGACAGCCAGUAGGCCCUUGACCUGACAGCCAGUAGACCCUUCACCUGACAGCCAGUAGGCCCUCCACCUGGCAGCCAGUAGGCCCUCCACGUGACAGCCAGUAGGCCCUCCACGUGACAGCCAGUAGGCCCUCCACCUGGCAGCCAGUAGGCCCUCCACGUGACAGCCAGUAGGCCCUCGACCUGACAGCCAGUAGGCCCUCGACCUGACAGCCAGUAGGUCCUCGACCUGACAGCCAGUAGGCCCUCGACCUGACAGCCAGUAGACCCUCGACCUGACAGCCAGUAGGCCCUCGACCUGACAGCCAGUAGGCCCUCCACCUGGCAGCCAGUAGGCCCUCCACGUGACAGCCAGUAGGCCCUCGACCUGACAGCCAGUAGGCCCUCGACCUGACAGCCAGUAGGCCCUCGACCUGACAGCCAGUAGGCCCUCCACGUGACAGCCAGUAGGCCCUCCACCUGACAGCCAGUAGACCCUCGACCUGACAGCCAGUAGGCCCUCGACCUGACAGCCAGUAGGCCCUCGACCUGACAGCCAGUAGGCCCUUCACCUGACAGCCAGUAGGCCCUCCACCUGGCAGCCAGUAGGCCCUCCACCUGACAGCCAGAAGACUCUCAACCACCAUCGUGCUGCCAAACCCCAAAUGGUUUCAAAUGGUGUGGCGGCCCUCACACCGAUGAUGUCUGAUCGGCGACUGUGACCCCCCUCCCCCCCUCUGAAAAUUAGUGAAGAACACUGCGCUAGUCUUUAGUGCGAUGCGAGUUUUAGAUUAUUGUACUGUACUGCGGUUUUAAUUCGUAAAAUUAUAUACGGAUGGCUACGUCUUAAAAAAUGUUUAAGUAGCAUUUGUAGUUUAUGCCGUGUGCGUGUAUUUUUUUUUUAAACGAAACCGUAGCGUUUAGUUGCGCGAGACCGGUGAUGGAACGCCAGCCAAAGGAGGGAUCGCACCAUAGAGCAUGACCGCCACGGAGACGGAAGGAUGGCAACGGUUUUUUGUGAACGCCUUCAUCCAGCAGUGGAUCGAGCAUGGCUCAUGAUGUUGAUAAUAUAGAGGCCUUCACGCAGCGGGGGAUGAUAGAUCGUACCUCAACGGUGUUGGGGAGACCACGCAAGAGUGGAUAGAGCAAGGCUAGUGAUGUUGAUGAUGAUGGUGGUAGGUGAUGGUUAGUGUUGACAGAUUAUUAUUGCUGGGUAGAUUCCACGCUUGUAUCGGUGGGGCCCUGCAUGUACUGUCGUUGAAACCGAUAGGAACUUUUAAGUAGAAACGUCUAAGUAGGAGGUAAAUACAGAAUACGUGUGUAGAGGGGAGAACGGGGCUUGUGGUUCUUACGUUUGAGAAAUGUGACCGGUAAAUCGGGAAUAAAGUGUCGUCAACAACAAAAAAGUUGAAAACGAUGCAACC